This is a messenger RNA of Canariomyces notabilis, 2046 nucleotides long. RefSeq lists its product as uncharacterized. Lineage: Eukaryota; Fungi; Ascomycota; Sordariomycetes; Sordariales; Chaetomiaceae. The coding region runs from base 1 to 2046 and encodes 681 amino acids. The record is from RefSeq and is a predicted model, not a curated record. The transcript has 2 exons.
AUGUCACAUGGUCCGGUCCCUUACGAUUUCCGCCCGCACUGUCCGCCGCAUUGGUACCCGCAACCGGGUCCGGAACUUCGGCAAGCCCAGCAGUGCGGAACUCUACCGACCGCACAGGUUCAGGAUAUUCCUCGCUCAGCAAGUCAUGGUCGCAAUACCCGGAUUCAGGAUUGUGAGGUGCAAAGCAAGCCGCCCUCUGAGGAAGCCGUGGCCGAAGACGUCCGUACCAGUACUCGCAAGAACUCUCUGAGUUCCACCAGCAGCACCGGAAGCAUUUGGGUCCGCCUUCCAGGUAUGCAGCCCAAGGAAGUGAAUGCUCCAGCCUCCACAACUGAGAGCCCUGUGAUUCCCAAGACGCCCUCAGAGGCGCCCACUUCUGUCACUGCCGGGCGUGACUUUGGGGAGUCGGACACUGGACAGGGCAUUGUGCUCGCAGGAGAGGACGACGCCUCACCCGCUCAAACUCCUGAGGGGCAGGGCGAGAAUUCUCAGGGAGCCUUCGAGUGGCAAUUGGAACCCAAUUCUCGCUUGGCAAUAGGAGAUGUUCGAUUUGAGCCCGGCUUCAACGCCACGGUCAUCCAUCGACCGUACAAAAGGCGACAUCAUCUGCCAAUCCCUUCGGGUUGGGGAGAUGACCAUACUGACUCCUCGAACCAUCCGGACGAUACUCAGCCAGUGCCUGCUUUGCAUUCAGCUGGCCCGCUGCCAGAUCCGAUCUUGCCGUCUCAAUCGAGCUUGCAAGCGGACAUUGACGCAGACCGAAACAUUCAGACCAACGAGAAAUACAAAGCAAAGCCAAAAAAAAAGGCGAAGAACAAACAUAAGUCUGCCAAGAGUCCUGAGUUUUGUCGACGCGCUUCUCCACUGCCCCAUAGGGAUGCACAGCUCAGUAACGACACUGUCGUCACAAACAGCACAAUGGGCCUUCCGGACGAUGCUCAGGCUCAGAGCAUCCCGGCCGCGAGGACCGGCUACCGUUCCCAUGCUGGUGGUUCCCUGAGGAUUCCCCGGCACCGCAACGCCUAUCCUCAAUUUAUUCCCACAUUCGACGGAGCUGAUCGUCAGCCAGCAGCGCAGCCUGAGGCUCCCAUUACCAACGUCUCUUCGCUCCAAGUCAAGGAUUUCGCGGAGCCGCAGCUCCUCACGGGGAAGACGGAGAGGUCCGAGGACAAGUUCGGGUCCAACCCCGACGCGGACGCUUGCAUCUCCGACUGCCCAAAGGUGGUUAAGGCACUUCCCGGUGAACGACCGGAUAGCCUUCCGCCAAAGCCUCUUCCGCCCAAGCUUACUCUGGCCCCAAUUCCCAUAGUCAUGGUGCAGGCGGCUGCGCGUCAAGCUCCCCGUGCACAAAACGGCCACUCGGUGUCCCCCGCGGCACCCAAUGAUAACAGCAUUCCGAUUACCGCCGGAGAUCGAGCUUCUUCCGCCCAAUCUACGGCGGCUCAAUCCCACUGUGCCAGCGACUACUUCAGUGCGAAAAGCCACAUCUCCUCCAGAGAGAACAGUCUUCCUACUUCGGAAGCAGACAAGUUCAAGACAGCCCAUGCGAGCCCAUCACUGCCUGAUGUCGAAACCAAGGACACCGCCAAGGCUCCUACUAAGGCUCCCAACUUGAAAGAUUCCGCUACCUCCACGCCCGCCAACACGGCCAAGGAUCCUUCAGUCCCAUCCCCGGAUGUCAGCACCAGCGCCGAAGUCAAGACCAAAAAGAAGAAGACCAAGCCCAAAACCGACCAGCCGAGCAUCCCAACCCCUGCCCCGGCAGCCCGCGACCCGCUCGAGUUGAGCAACAAUGACCCCGGCGUCAAAGGCGGGGAGGUAGAGGAUAAGAAAGUGAACAAGAGCAUCGACAACGACGAGAAAAGCAAGACCGUCACAGCGGAACCGAAUGGCACCGUGGAGACUGUUGCCAACAACAACCAAGCCGACGAGACGGCGCAGGGCUGGACUUCGCCCCCGUCAAAGAAAAGUCUCAGGAAGCUGAAGAAAAAGAGGGAGAAUGGGCGCACCCGUAAGAAGUCGGAUUUCCCCUCGCCAGCCUUCUGA